AUGGGCGACGACUCCAGCUUGAACAGGGGAGUGGCCAUCACCGACCAAGAGCCUCUGGAACUCGUCCUCGACCAGGAGAGUCGUGGACAAGAGAGCCUCCCCACCCCACUGACGCAUGACUCGGAAGACGACAUUUUCCAACUUUUUGACUCGAAACUCUGGGUACUCUGGGGUCAAAAUGCUGCUUCGGGUCCAACUCCCGGGGUUGGGGCUGAGCGGUGA
Messenger RNA from Ustilaginoidea virens, 222 nucleotides. RefSeq lists its product as uncharacterized. Bases 1 to 222 code for a protein of 73 amino acids. NCBI's taxonomy places the organism in Eukaryota, Fungi, Ascomycota, Sordariomycetes, Hypocreales, Clavicipitaceae. The record is from RefSeq and is a predicted model, not a curated record. The transcript is spliced from 2 exons.